CGCCAAUGGGCCCAGCUCCAAAUCUCACUGUCGCCUCGAAAGCGUAUCUGAAGAUAUACUUCCAUGCCGCUAAGCAUCUUCAUCAGACGAUAAAUGGCGUUCUUCUAGGAAACCAGACUGGAGGAAAGAUCGUGGUGGAGGAUGCGAUCCCUCUGUUGCACCAUUGGACGAGUCUGAGCCCUAUGAUGGAGAUUGGACUGGAUUUGGCAGAACAAUACGCGGCGGAAGCUAACCUGAAGAUUGUUGGCUACUACCAAGGACGCGCUGCUGUUGGCGACGUUGGAUUGGGACCUGUUGGAGAGAAGAUUACGCAGAGGAUUAAGGAGAAGUUUGCUGACGCCUUUGCUCUGACGCUCGAUGGAGAAGACUUUGGUACCGAGAAGGCUGCCUUGGUUGUCUGGACAUACACCGAGAAUCAAUGGAGGAGAAUAGGGAGCUCGGGCGCUUCACCACCGUUCACGUCAGGUUCAUCAAUCCAACUCGACUCGCCCGACCUGCCUCAAAAGGCUUUAUCGUACGUUCGCGACAAGAGCCUGCACCUGCAAUUUGGGGACUUUGACGAUCAUCUGGAGGAUGUGAAGAUCGACUGGAUACACAACCGGGAAUGUAUCCCUGUGGAGUAGAUAAGCGCUGUAAAGCGAGAAUGGGCGUAUGUUUGAAUGAAAUCCGGUCUGUUUGAAA
Messenger RNA from Coprinopsis cinerea okayama7#130, 681 nucleotides. RefSeq lists its product as hypothetical. NCBI's taxonomy places the organism in Eukaryota, Fungi, Basidiomycota, Agaricomycetes, Agaricales, Psathyrellaceae. The transcript is spliced from 5 exons. Bases 6 to 623 code for a protein of 205 amino acids. The record is from RefSeq and is a predicted model, not a curated record. Gene Ontology annotation, cellular component: EMC complex.